AGAUGGGAAAUUUUUCUCAACUUCGUAAUUAGAUUUUCCAAAAUUGUUACGAGGAGAAUUUUGAAAAUAUUUAUCAUCAUUGUAAUUGAGAGAAUCAUAAUAAUCUUCAGUGGAUAAUAUUUCAGGUUUUCGCAGAGAGUUUGUAUGACUAUAAAGUGCGCAAGUACUCUUGCGCAAAUGUGUUUCGCGUUAACUCUUCCAGGGCAUCAAAUGCAUUGUGUAGAGAGUGCUCGAAAGUAUACCAUGCUGCCGCGUCGAUUAUAUUUCUGCAAUUUUUUCCAAACAUCUUUUCUCACCGGGAGAUCAACUGAAAAAACGUGAAGCGAAUUUUAGAAAUUUAAAUUAACAUCUUGGGGUCAAUCGAAAUGGCUGAGGGUGGAAAUGAAAAAACAGGGAAUAAUCAUAUUUUAUCGAGUCAAACGGAAAUUAACGAAUGCUUAGCUAGUUGGUUGACUUAUUUGCAGAUGCUAAACGAUUUAUGUUCGGCAGGCACAAAAUUAGCACAAUCUCUUCAUGAUUCAGUUGCCCAAUGCAGAUUAACCGGUCAGUGUUUGUCAGGAUGGGAAGAAUUGACCAGAGCUACAAGUGUGGCAAGCAAUACUGUCAAAAAUCACAUUGUUGCAUCUCUAAAGGAUCACGAGAUUCUCGAAAAUAUUGGCGACAAACACGACAUACUUCGCGACAAUCUGCUGACCUUCAUAAAUCUUCAGUAUCAGUUUUGCGUCGCAUGUUGCGAAUGUCUCGGUGGAAUGGCUGAAUGUUCUUGCUCGCAAGCGGGAAAUGUGGAAUGUGAUAUUGCAGCUCUUCAACAAUGUUUCGAACGUUUAUACAGUUCACCACCACCUUUGGCAGCAUCUGCUCAACAUUCUCAGCAAAAUUGUCAUAGAUCACCUUUACCGUAUCCCUUAUUUCCCCUUCAGUUUCAGCGGCGAUGGUCUGAAACAGCGGCUGCUGAAAUGUGCGGUGAGGCUGCGGAAAAUACAGUGAGAAGAUGGUCGAUGCCUUGGGACUGUCGACACGUGACAGAAUGGUCUCGUCAGGACAUGAGAAACAGACUCCGUGUACCACUUCAGGAUCGUAGCAGGUCUACUACACCUGAUUCCAUUUGGAAAUCGGCAACAACAACCAGUCAGGAUGGUCUUCGUGAAGCUAUUCAGCUUCUUUCUUGCAAACCUGGCGUUAGACCUGCUAAUCAGCUCUCAACUUUUGCUGGUCAACACAUUCCUGGUGUAACAUUGACAACAUGUACCUAUGAAGCGAGUUACGAAAACUCAAUUUGGCCCGAUUCGAGAAGAAUGGGCUCUGAUCAUUCUGAUGAACACAGUGGAGGAGACAGUAAAGAUAGUAUUCACUCUCAUAGCGAUUACAGUUGUCAUCGAGAAUCUGACACUGGAACCGCUGAUGUUUUGCCUUCGCGAAAAAGUAGUUCUUCUACAGAUUCUUGUAUAUCUGCUCAUAGUCGUUCGGGUUCAGAAAGUGCUGGUGCUGGGGAAUGUGCAAGAUCACAAUUAUAUUCAAUGUGGAGUGGAGGUGAUUUUAUAAAACUGCCAGAAAGUACGGAAAUUCGUGAUGAACAUCCACCGGUUUAAAAAAAAAUUU
Leptopilina heterotoma is the source of this 1599-nucleotide messenger RNA. RefSeq lists its product as uncharacterized. NCBI's taxonomy places the organism in Eukaryota, Metazoa, Arthropoda, Insecta, Hymenoptera, Figitidae. The transcript has 11 exons. The record is from RefSeq and is a predicted model, not a curated record. The coding region runs from base 366 to 1589 and encodes 407 amino acids.